AUGAAGGGCGCCCUACCCCCUCGAUCUGGCGCCUUUCGAGCGACGCUGAAAGCUCUCAAUACCGAGGCCCCUGUCGACAUCGCCGGCGAGAUCUCUACGAUCGGCUUCGCGUAUUGCAGCGCCGAGAUCACUACUCAGCCAUGGACCACAGCGCGCACCCGCCUGCCUGCACGAGGCCUGGCGACGGUCACAGAUGCGCCUGCCAACCUGAGUCCACUAGAAGAAUAUGACGAAAGAGUGCACUCGCGAAAGUUGCGCGAUGACGAGCACCAACGAACAAUUGUCGAGCACUUGGACGACCUCCACCACAUGCUCACAGAGUACCACCCGCCGAAGGUCGUCCACCCAUGCAUUGCAGAUCUGCAGCCGAAGCAGAAGUCCUUCUUUGGAUCGAUCUUUGGGGGAGGCGAGAAGAAGAAAGUCAUAGCGGAACUGCCAGCAGAUAUGCCAAAGGGCCUGUACAUGUAUGGAGACGUGGGCUCGGGCAAGACUAUGUUGAUGGACCUGUUCUACGAUACCCUACCAGCGAACAUCACUUCCAAAACGCGAAUACAUUUCCACAACUUCAUGCAGGAUGUGCACAAGCGCUUGCACAAGUUGCGAAUGCAGUACGGCACCGACUUCGACGCUGUUCCUUUCGCAGCAGCAGACAUCGCGGAGGGCGCGCAAAUUCUCUGCUUCGACGAGUUUCAGUGCACAGACGUGGCAGACGCCAUGAUCUUGCGGCGGUUGAUUGAGGCUCUGAUGUCUCAUGGCGUUGUUAUCGUCACUACCUCAAAUCGGCACCCAGAUGAUUUAUACAAGAACGGCAUACAGCGCCAAUCCUUCAUUCCUUGCAUCAAUCUGCUCAAGUCCCGCAUGCGGGUCAUUAACCUCGACAGCACGACCGACUAUCGUAAGAUCCCUCGGCCGCCCUCCGGAGUAUACCAUCAUCCGCUCGACCGUGCCGCCAAAUCCCACGCCGAUAAGUGGUUCAACUUCCUGGGCGACCCAGAGAAAGAUCCUCCACACUCGUCCACAAUCCAGGUGUGGGGUCGCGACGUCCAGAUCCCGCUUGUCAGCGGCACAGCAGCGCGCUUCACCUUUGACGAACUUAUCGGCCGAGCAACCGGCGCAGCAGACUACAUCGAGAUGAUGCGCAGCUUCGACUCAUUCAUCGUCACGGACGUCCCAGGCAUGACACACCGCGAGCGUGACUGGGCGCGCCGCUUCAUCACGUUCAUCGACGCCGUAUACGAAAGCCACGCAAAACUCGUGCUUACCACGGCCGUACCUCUCAGCCACUUGUUCCUCAGCAAGGACGAGCUGGACGACAGCAUGAAGAAGACGCAGCAGGCUGUGGGCAAGGACUCGUCAGCGGAUGAGAAGGCAGCUAAGCAGAAGGUGGACGAGGGGCAUGAUGUGGAUGAUGUGAUGCGCAAUCUGAUGGAUGAUUUGGGGAUGAAUAUGGCGAUGUUGAAGAACAGUGCGUUGUUUAGUGGUGAUGAAGAGCGGUUUGCUUUUGCGCGCGCGUUGAGUAGGCUGAGCGAGAUGGGAAGUCAGGAGUGGGUGGAGAGAGGGCUGGGAUUAGAGAAGUUGGGAGGGAUUGCAGAGAAGGAGGGCUGGAGUCGGGUGAGGUCGAGGUGGCGGGAGGAUAGUUUGUGA
This is a messenger RNA of Cyphellophora attinorum, 1644 nucleotides long. Its product is annotated as Protein AFG1. Gene Ontology annotation, molecular function: ATP binding; ATP hydrolysis activity. Gene Ontology annotation, biological process: protein quality control for misfolded or incompletely synthesized proteins. Lineage: Eukaryota; Fungi; Ascomycota; Eurotiomycetes; Chaetothyriales; Cyphellophoraceae. Gene Ontology annotation, cellular component: cytoplasm; mitochondrion. Bases 1 to 1644 code for a protein of 547 amino acids. The record is from RefSeq and is a predicted model, not a curated record. The transcript has 2 exons.